AUGCGUGCUGUUAUACAAAGAGUGACUAGUGCAAACGUUACUGUAAAUAGUCAAAAAAUUUCAUCUAUAUCUCAAGGUUUGGUUGUGUUUAUUGGCAUAAAUAAAGAUGAUACAAUCAUGGAUGUAGACAAUCUUGUUAAAACGAUUGCAAAAUUAAGAAUAUUUGAUGAAUUAAAAGACGGCGAACAAAAAAGAUGGCGUCAAACUAUUAAAGAUAUCCAAGGAGAAAUUUUAUGUAUAUCUCAAUUUACAUUACAAGCUAAAUUAAAAAAAUCAAAACCUGAUUUUCAUACAGCAGCAAAAGGACCAGAGGCAAAAAUUUUAUAUACAGAAAUAUUAAAUGGAUUACAAAAAAUAUUAGGUGAAGAUAAAAUUAAAGAUGGCGUUUUUGGUGCAAUGAUGAAAGUUCAUCUAGUAAAUGAUGGUCCCGUAACAAUAAACUAUGAUACACGAUUAUAA
Messenger RNA from Pneumocystis murina B123, 459 nucleotides. Its product is annotated as D-tyrosyl-tRNA(Tyr) deacylase. Gene Ontology annotation, biological process: tRNA metabolic process. Gene Ontology annotation, cellular component: cytoplasm. The record is from RefSeq and is a predicted model, not a curated record. NCBI's taxonomy places the organism in Eukaryota, Fungi, Ascomycota, Pneumocystomycetes, Pneumocystales, Pneumocystaceae. The transcript has 8 exons. The coding region runs from base 1 to 459 and encodes 152 amino acids. Gene Ontology annotation, molecular function: D-tyrosyl-tRNA(Tyr) deacylase activity.